Molecule: messenger RNA, 1892 nt
Organism: Carassius gibelio (silver crucian carp)
Lineage: Eukaryota; Metazoa; Chordata; Actinopteri; Cypriniformes; Cyprinidae
Product: small integral membrane protein 13-like
Exons: 3
Coding region: 216-482 (88 amino acids)
Source: RefSeq, a predicted model, not a curated record
AAUGGAAGGAAUGAGCUCUUCCGGGUCAUCCUCAGAUUCAGAUUGCUUGUGUUGUUGAGGCUCGAGUUUGCUGUUUUCUCGCUCUUGUGUCUCUUCGGUUCAUGUCACAGUGAUGUAGAUGAAGGGAAUAUUUGAGGCUCUCCAUGUCAUGCUCUCCCGGCCUCCGUCCCGCGGGAUUCGGCGUGAAGACUGAGGCGUGAACGUCUGAGAGGAGGAUGUGGCAGAGUGUUGGUUUGACCGUGUUGGUGAUCGUGGCCACGCUGAUAUGUGGCCUCCUCUUCAUGCUCUUCGGCUGGUAUGUGGUGUGGCAGCUCUUCCUGUCUAAGUUUAAGUUCCUGCGGGAGUUGGUGGGAGACACUGGUUCCCCGCAGGCUGAAACCGAGCCCUCUGAGUCUGAGGGGGAACGCAGCUCGCCCUCGACACCCCGCCACCGACCCAAAACCGCUCGCCAAAGGAUGGUCCCUCCUGACAGCACUACAUAGAGUCCUGAAGCAGAUCUCCUCCAGCUCAGCUCAUAACUGUUAUGCUGUUUUAGGCUGGACGUGAGGUUAUUUCUGCAUCACUCUCUGUGCUCUCCCUUACGUCUGCUCAAUCAUCAUGGCUACACUUGUUCACGGCGGGUCUGAAGUCACGGUUUCUUGUAUGAACCAGCUCAGCCACACAUUCAUGUCCUGACUAACACGCUGCGUGGAUGUAUCAUAUAUUUAUGCGAGAGCAUAUCGAUAUGUAUUUGUUAUCAUUUAACCAAGCUCACUAAAAACAGGCCGAUGAGCAAACUUCCAGUGUUUCUGUGAGCUAACCGCACUACUAUACACACUGACUCUGACAUCGAUGGAAGCCUGUUUCUGCCACCGAAAUAAAAAAAAGUUAAUUAUGAUUUUUUUAUCUCACAAUUCGGACUUUGUUUCUCACGAUUCUGAUGGGAAAAACAGAAUUGAGUUUACAUCUCACAAUAUCUAGUAUAAUUCGUUUUUUUAUUUAGUUUCCAUGGUGGAAACACAAUAAUACAAAUAAAAAAAAAUAAAAAAGCUAAUUAUAACUGAGUUAUUAAUUAAAAGGUAAUUGUGAAAAUAACUUUUUCUUUGUAAUUCUGAAUUUGUAUCUUAUAAUUCUAACUUUUAUCCUCACAAUUCUGACUUUUCUUCUUAGAAUUUUGAGUUUAUCUUGCAAUUCUGAGUUUAUAUUUCAGUUUUUUACGUAAUUCUGAAUUUUCUUCUCUGAAUUGUGAAUUUAUAUCUCAAAAUCCUACAGUUGUGUAUCAAAAUUGCAAUUACCUUUUUUUUUAUUCUGUGUCGGAGACGAAAACCAAUUGUAAAUUCACAAUUGUGAGAAGAAAAAAAGUUUAUGUAUCAUAGUUUUUUUCUUCUCAGAAUUGUAAGUUUAUAUUUUGCAAUUCUAAUUGUAAAUUUGUAAGAAUUUUUUUUCUGUGAUUGAAAUGGGCUUCCAUACAUAUUUGUCUAACAAGUGCAAUGAAAGCUUCUUUAUUUGUCAUGAAGUAAACAAACGUUUGACAGGACUGCACACACCGUAACAGUGUCAAGAAUCUGCACAUUAGGAUGAUGUCAAAAUUCCUUCGCCACCAACACAGAACAGAGUUUUAUGAUGGUCGCCUCUGCUCUUCAUCCUUGUGCUCCGGCUUGGGUUAAAGCCGUCCUGUCUGAGCAGAUGGAUCUCAGAUACGCCUGCUGUUCCCAUUAGAGCUAGAAAAGCUGCACUGACCUCAGGUCAGCCUGACCCUGCCUGUGUGUAAAAACUGUGUCCAGAGGUCAGCUUCUGAGGAAAUGCCGUUAUCACCAAUGUAAAUGGUCACAUGUUUAGUUACAUGUUCUUUUUUUUUGGCCCCUUUUAUGACAGUAGAUGUUUCCCCUUCAAUAAAUGUAUUUCAUAAAACA